Messenger RNA from Populus euphratica (Euphrates poplar), 998 nucleotides. Its product is annotated as plasma membrane-associated cation-binding protein 1-like. The record is from RefSeq and is a predicted model, not a curated record. Gene Ontology annotation, cellular component: plasma membrane. NCBI's taxonomy places the organism in Eukaryota, Viridiplantae, Streptophyta, Magnoliopsida, Malpighiales, Salicaceae. The coding region runs from base 135 to 722 and encodes 195 amino acids. The transcript is spliced from 5 exons.
CUAUAUGAUGCCAUUGGCCUUAAGCAUGAUGCGAGACAAUUGGCUGUAACAGUUGCGUUGAGGUGGACACGAGGAUAGAUAGAUAGCAGAGAGACAGAGAGUUUGAAAAUUCGUUGAGUUGAGACAAGAGAGAUAUGGGGUAUUGGAAAUCAAAGGUUCUUCCAAAGAUCAAGAAGGUUUUUGAGAAGGACAGUACUGCCAAGAAGGCAGCUGCAGCUGAAGCUAUCAAGAACUUUGAUGAGUCUAAGGAGGAAAUCAGUAAGGAGUUUGAAGAGAAGAGGACUGAACUUGGACCUAAAGUGAUAGAAAUCUUUGAAGCUUCAACAGCUGAAAUCAAAACCUUAGUUAAGGAUCCCAAAGAAGCAGGAUUAAAGAAGCAAACUACUUCAGUUCAAAAGUUCCUUGAUGAGCUUGUUAAAAUCGAGUUUCCAGGAUCAAAAGUAGUAUCUGAAGCAUCGUCAAAAUUUGGACCAGCCUAUGUUUCGGGUCCUAUUUUCUUCGUUUUUGAAAAAGUCUCAACCCUUAUUCCGGUAGAGGAAAAGGCAGUAGAGCCACCAGCACCUGAAACAAAAACUGAAGAAGCAACUUCUAGCACAGAGAAGGAGAUAGUAGUUGAAGAAGAGAAGAAAACAGAGGUAGUAGCAGCGGAGGCUUCAGAGAAGACUGAACCAGUGGCUGAACCACCUGCCAAGGUGGAAGAAGCAGAACCACCAAAGCCAUGACUCACCAUCAAGAAGUAAAUCCCGCACGCCUUCGUGAAAUAGGUUACAUAAAAAAAAAAAAAGAUUUGUUAUUCUUUAUCAUGUAUCCUUUCAUUGUAAGUUCUUUGGGUCAUAUAUUCCUUUGUGUAAUUUUUUUUUUCUGAAGUUGUAAUAUCAAUUUACAGUCUAGAGAAGUGGUGGGGGGUGCGUCACUUGGUUUCUCUUCUCUUUCCUUAAUUUGUUCUUCUUGAUAAAAAAAUAUUAAAUUUCUUUGAAUAGGAUUGUAUUUGUCCUCUC